UGACAUCCAGGUUUAAAAUUGCAUCUUGGCGGCUUGGCGGUCGGCGGUUCUGAAUAUUUUUGUGAAUUUAAAAUUUUAUACAGACAGUACCUACAUACAAUUUUAGAUAUUUUUGAGUAAACUUGUUAAAAUAAAUAUAAGGUAUUUUUUAAAUUACAAAAUGAGUUACGGUAACGUGCACAGGUUCGUUCUAAGGUCAAUAGCAAGUCGCGGCGUUAUGUCCCUACCGGAGAUUGAAGAAGCAAUAAGAUCAUAUUCAGAUGAUCAAGUUUCAUCUCUUGAAGAUAUGAUUCAGGAGAUAAAUGACAAAAUACGGCCUUUUAAACAAACUAUUAAAUUGACCAAUGAUGAGUUAACCAAUGAAGAGGUGGUGAUAUUUUUAUCACUAGGAUAUGACGAAGCAACCAAAGCACAGUCAUUCUUUACUGCUACAGAAUUAGAGUAUUUCAGGGUUCUCAUGGAGCAAAUAAUGACUACAGAGGCAAGGCAAAUUACAGGUAUACAUGCCUUGAACUUAGUGGGAAGCAUGAAAAGCACAUUUACUAAAACAGAUGCACAGAAACUUUUAGAUACAUGGUGCAGAAUGCGGUAUUUAGAGAAGGACGAAAAUAAUUACGCUUUAGGAGUGCGCACUAUACAUGAAUUUGAAGGAUACCUCCGACAGAAUAUGCCAGACACUAUUGAAGAGUGCUGUCUUUGUAAACAAAUUGUUUUCAGAGGUUACAACUGUCCUUCUUGUGGUUUAGCCAUUCAUACUCGCUGCCUAAAGCGGUACUUGACGAAGGUGGACAAGUGGCCGUGCUGCAAAUGCGAUUUCAAUGCUGAACAGCUGGAGAGGCUUCAAAGCGCUGAACAUUCCAGGUUAACACAACUCCCAAACGAGACGCGGCGGUCUGACGAAGACGUUCCUAAGGAGGCUUCCCAAGCAUCUACCGUUGUGGACAGCGAAGCGAGCAUCCCGGAGGAGACACAGGAGAUUAUUCCGGAGAUUUCACAGAGGGUUACCAGGAAGAGAGCGAGGCCGAAUUAGUGAGCCAGUUGUUUUGUUUAUGUAGAUAGUGUUUGUGUAGAAAUAAGAAUAUAUUAUAUCGAACUGUAUGUCCUCUUGAUUAGAUAUUUUUUUGUUUGUGUAUAUAGUCUUCAGAUCACAGAGUGGGAAAUGUCAGUCGGUAAAAAAUAUUGCGGGCUUGCUGUUCGUUUUAAGUAUGUUUUAUAAAGUAUGUGAUCAUCAGCAAAAAUUUGGUUUAAAAAAGUUGUUUUUAAAGUAUAAAUAUAAAAAAAAAUAUUCUCGUGUUUUAUGGUACGGCUGGCUAUGUGUUUUUUUCGCCGUUUCCGUACUGACAUUGAUAAAAAGUGCUGGCAUGAAUGUCUCUUAACAAAUUAUUGUAUUUAAGUUAAAAAUAUGCCAACCUUAUCGUAGCAAUCAAAAUUCAUCAUCGCUGCAAAUUUUUAAUGCUAUCAUUUCCUUUACUUUGUUCCUUGAGUAUAAAAUAUUUCGUCGUAUUUUUACACAAAUGUAAUUGUUGGAUUUAUCUUUUGAUAACUAUUUUACAAUUAAAAAUUAGUAUAACUAUGAAAGUUCCUCCUGUUAUAAUGUUGGUUGGUACUUUGUCGAUCCGAGAUAAGGGUCACUUUUAGUAUUAUGUCAAUAAAAGACAAUAAAUAUUUU
Messenger RNA from Amyelois transitella, 1669 nucleotides. RefSeq names its product non-structural maintenance of chromosomes element 1 homolog (gene Nse1). Gene Ontology annotation, molecular function: ubiquitin-protein transferase activity. The record is from RefSeq and is a predicted model, not a curated record. NCBI's taxonomy places the organism in Eukaryota, Metazoa, Arthropoda, Insecta, Lepidoptera, Pyralidae. Gene Ontology annotation, biological process: DNA damage tolerance; double-strand break repair via homologous recombination. Bases 161 to 1030 code for a protein of 289 amino acids. Gene Ontology annotation, cellular component: nucleus; Smc5-Smc6 complex. The transcript is spliced from 6 exons.